Motacilla alba alba is the source of this 3597-nucleotide messenger RNA. It is a transcript of the gene DDHD1, whose product is annotated as DDHD domain containing 1. Gene Ontology annotation, molecular function: glycerophospholipase activity; metal ion binding. The record is from RefSeq and is a predicted model, not a curated record. NCBI's taxonomy places the organism in Eukaryota, Metazoa, Chordata, Aves, Passeriformes, Motacillidae. Gene Ontology annotation, cellular component: cytoplasm.
GGCAGCGCGGCCGGCCCGGGGCGGCGGAGCGGGAGCGGGAGGCGGGAGCGGAGCCGAGCGGGGCGGAGCGGGCGCGGGGGCGGGCGGGGCGAGGCCAGGCGGCCCCGCCGGGCAGGGCGCGCUGCGGCAUGGAUUACCCCGAGCCCGGCUCGCCGCAGGGCGCUCGCCACCUGCCCGGCCAAGCCGGCGGCUUCGGCAGCGGCGGCUACGAGCGCCGAGCCGCGGCGGAGGAGGAGGAACGGCGGAGGAGGAGGGAGGAGGCGGCUGCCCGCGCCCGCCCGCCCCGCCGCCCGCAUUCGCUCCGCGCCGCGCUCUCCACCUCCUCCUCCGAGGGCGACCCCGAGCCGGCGGCCGCCCCGCGGGAGCGCAGCCUCAGCGACGAGGCCGCCGCCGGAGACUUCGACUCGGCCGAGUCCGGCGCGUCGCUGCGGUACUCGACGGGCACGCGGCCGAGGGGCAGCGAGGGCGAGGGCGCGGGGCUGGGCAGCAGCGACAGCGGCGGCAGCGGCUUCUCGCUGGCGGCCACCGCGCUGCCCGAGAGGCGGCGGCCGGGCGGCGGCCGGCCCCGCUAUGAGGUGGCGGAGCUGGGCGCCGAGGAGGUGCGCUGGUUCUACCGCGAGGACCGCAAGACCUGGAAGCCCUUCAUCGGCUACGACUCGCUGCGCAUCGAGCUGGCCUUCCGCGCCCUGGGCAGCGGCGGCGGCGGCGCGGGGGAGCCGGCGGCCGUGGAGCCGGUGUGCGUGCGGAGCGGGCUCUACGAGGUGGACGUGGCCAGCGCCGAGAGCUACCCCGUCUAUUGGAACCAGACUGAAAAGAUCCCUGUAAUGCGUGGACAGUGGUUUAUUGAUGGCACUUGGCAACCUCUGGAAGAGGAGGAAAGUAAUUUAAUAGAGCAGGAGCAUCUCAACCGCUUCAAAGGCCAGCAGCUGCAGGAGAGCUUUGAUAUGGAAAUAUCCAAACCUGUUGAUGGGAAGGAGGUUCUCUACUACCUCCCUCCCUUCUCCCUCCCUUCUUUGUUCAAAUGGAGAGGAUAUAAGGAGAAAUCAGAUGCUGCAUGUCUUAAGCGAAAGCAUUCCCAAGCUAUUCACAGCCUAAAGCUGAGCCGUAACCAUGUGGACUGGCACAGUGUGGAUGAAGUGUAUCUGUACAGUGACGCCACAACAUCCAAAAUUGCAAGGACUGUCACACAAAAGUUGGGUUUUUCCAAAGCUUCCAGCAGUGGGACAAGGCUACACAGAGGCUAUGUAGAAGAAGCCACGUUAGAGGACAAGCCACCCCAGACUAGCCACAUUGUGUUUGUUGUGCAUGGCAUUGGCCAGAAAAUGGACCAAGGAAGGAUCAUCAAAAACACAGCCAUGAUGCGAGAUACAGCAAGAAAAGUGGAAGAGAAGUAUUUUUCCAACCUUGCAACACACGUGGAAUUCCUUCCAGUGGAGUGGAGAUCAAAGCUGACCCUUGAUGGAGACACUGUGGACUCCAUAACUCCGGAUAAAGUGCGGGGUUUACGGGACAUGCUCAACAGCAGUGCCAUGGACAUCAUGUACUACACCAGCCCUCUCUACAGGGAUGAGCUGGUGAAGGGGCUGCAGCAGGAGCUGAACCGGCUCUACUCCCUCUUCUGCUCCCGGAACCCCGAGUUCGAGGAGAAGGGAGGGAAGGUCUCCAUCGUGUCCCACUCCCUGGGCUGUGUCAUCACCUAUGAUAUCAUGACUGGCUGGAAUCCAGUCAGGCUCUAUGAGCAGCUGCUGCAGAAGGAGGAGGAGGAGCUGGAGGAGAGUUGGAUGAGCUACGAGGAGCGGCGUUUGCUGGAGGAACUUUACCUAACCAAACAACGGUUGAGAGAGAUAGAAGAGAGGUUACAUGAGUUAAAGGCAUCCACCAUAUCAAAACCACCUGUCUUAAAAUUUAAGGUUGAGAAUUUCUUCUGUAUGGGAUCCCCCCUGGCCGUGUUCCUGGCCUUGCGCGGGAUCCGUCCCGGCACCAGCGGCAGCCAGGACCACAUCCUGCCCAGGACCAUUUGUAACCGCCUGCUGAACAUUUUCCAUCCAACAGAUCCAGUGGCCUACAGACUAGAACCCUUAAUCCUGAAACACUACAGCAACAUCUCACCCGUGCAGAUCCACUGGUACAACACAGCCAACCCCCUCCCUUACGAGCACAUGAAGCCAAGUUUCCUCAACCCCAGCAAAGAAGCUACCUCAGCCCCGGAGGGCGAGAGCGCCUCGGCGGCGCCCAGCCCCACCACGUCCCCGGUGAUGGUGCGGCGCCACUACGGGGAGUCCAUCACCAACAUUGGCAAAGCCAGCAUUUUGGGAGCUGCGAGCAUCGGGAAGGGCCUCGGUGGGAUGCUCUUCUCCAGGUUUGGCCGGUCCAGUGCCACCCCCCAGACCAUGGAGACGGGAAAAGAUGGACCUGAGGGGGAUGAGAAGAAGGCCACCGCCGCUGGGAGCCCACCUCUGCCACACAGCAGCUCGGGAUUCCUCGAACCCACAGUGGAACUGGAGCACAGGAUCGACUUUGAGCUCAGGGAAGGUCUCGUGGAGAGCAGAUACUGGUCUGCAGUCACAUCCCACACUGCUUACUGGUCAUCUCUGGAUAUUGCCCUUUUCCUCCUCACCUUCAUGUACAAGCAAGACCAAGAAGAGACUGACAAAUCCAAUUUGGACACUAUCUGAAUUUUGGACUGAGGACAGGAGAGGAAACUUUAAAAACCAACGGCACAAAGCAGAUGUUUGACUGCAGAGCUGCAGGACCUGUGGCAUGGAGGUUUCAGGUUUAAGUGCAUGUUUGGGGGGUUUUCCUAUUUCUAAAGAGGAAAGGUUAUUUGUAUUUCAAAGCACUUUAUAGUUUUCAACGUUUUGCAGUGCUGAAUUAGACCUGAAAGGAUUCCAAGUUCCUGUCAACUUGGACUGUACAAAGAGCCAGGACAGCAUUGUAGCAUCCCGUGAGCAGUUGUGCUUGGGUGACAUCCUUGUUAAUGACCAUAAUUGCUGUUUAGUUCAUUAAAAUAUUUUAAAAAAAAAAAAAUAGUGGGUUAAAAAAAAAAAAAAAAACAAAAAAAAACCACACCAACAAACCAAACCUAAAUUGAUUUCCAUUAACAAAAAGAAAAAAAAUACAUGUUCAGUACAAACCUAAACCUGCCAUGUGCUGAUGUUUCAUGUACCUGUGAAUAACAAGCAGUGGUGUCAUUUUUCCAGGACUUUAUUCAGCUCCACAUCCAGUUAUCCCCACAUUGGAAGCCCAUUCUGACUGCUGGCUUCUGAGGUCCUAUCCUGUGUGGCACAUUUAGAAACUAAUGCUGAACAGAAAAAAAAAGGAAAAAAAAAAAAGAAAAAGCAUGAGGCAAAUAUUUGAAAUACUGUAAUUAUAAUUUAUUAUUCUCUCUAAUCGUUUCAUUUUAUUCCAGUGUAUAAAACAUUACUUUUUUACUGAUUUCUUUUGACAUAAUUUAAGAACCACAUUUAUUUUCUACAGUGUUAAGACUUUUUCUCAGAAAUACAUAUCUUUGUACUACUAUUCAAAUGAAUAUAUGGACACUGUGGCACACUUUAAGUAUUUUUUCAUUAAAAAUAAAUAUUUGUGGUUUCACACAAA